GACAGUUACCGCUCUAUGUAGUAUAUCCGUGAUGGUGACUCGCGAAAUCUCUUGGUUCUUGAAUGACCAUUUUAUAACCUUAAAUAUUUGUAGGCAGUUAAAAAGAAAUUGUGUUUGUUGCCUAUAAUUAUUUGGAAAAUAAGUGAAUAAAAUGCCUGAAAGUACCAAAACAGACACGAAACCAAUUAAAGAAGUGAAGAAUGGAAAAGAAGACGAUAAAAAUGAACUGUCAGAAGAAGAUAAGCUUUUGCAGGAGGAAUUAACUUUGCUUGUGGAACGUCUUCAAGAUGCUAACACCAAAUUGCAUUAUCCUGCUUUAGAAUCAUUACGCUCACAUAUUCGUGCAUCAACAACGUCAAUGACAAGUGUUCCAAAGCCAUUGAAAUUUAUGCGACCUCACUAUGAUACUAUGAAAAGCAUACAUGAUAAAAUGACCAAUAUUAAAUGUAAGGAAUUAUGUUCAGAUAUUAUUUCGGUUUUGGCAAUGACCAUGGGCGAGGGCCGAGAAUGCUUGAAAUAUAGACUCACAGGCUCGGCAUUGGCGAUUGGUGAAUGGGGACAUGAAUAUGUUAGACAUUUAUCAGGUGAAUUAGCUGGUGAAUGGGACGAAGUCACGGGUGACAACGUCGAGGUUACAAAUAAGAAACUUAUUGCUCUGGUACACGAGAUUGUACCUUAUAACAUGGCACAUAAUGCAGAGACAGAGGCAUGUGAUCUUCUAAUGGAGAUUGAGAGGUUGGAUUUGCUGGAACAAUAUGUCGAUGAAAGUGCAUAUCAACGAGUAUGUCUCUAUCUCACGAGCUGUGUAUCAUAUGUAGCUGAUCCAGAGAACAGCACUCUCCUUCAUGUUGCCUGUAAAUUAUAUCGAAAGUUUGGGCAAUAUCCUCAAGCGAUUAGGCUGGCGAUGCAACUCAAUGAUUUACCACUCAUCGAAUCGAUCUUCACGAACUGCCGAGACCUUUCUGUGCAAAAACAACUGGCUUUCAUGUUGGGUCGCCAACAAAUUUUCUUGGAGUUACAUGAAGCUACAAUAGAGGAUGAUGAUCUGUUCGAAAUAAUGUCCAAUUCCCACCUAAACAAUCACUUCCUGAAUUUAGCACGUGAAUUGGACAUAAUGGAACCAAAGACACCCGAGGACGUUUACAAAUCUCAUCUGGAAAACUCACGACCGCCGUUUGGUGGAGGCCAGGUUGAUUCGGCACGGCAGAACCUUGCGGCGAGUUUUGUCAAUGGUUUUGUAAACGCUGCAUUUGGCCACGACAAGCUGCUAAUUGAGGAUGGUAACAAGUGGUUGUACAAAAACAAGGAACAUGGCAUGUUGAGCGCGACUGCAUCUUUAGGUUUGAUCCUAUUAUGGGACGUUGAUGGUGGUUUAACACCGAUUGAUAAAUAUUUAUAUUCUUCGGAGGAUUAUAUCAAAUCUGGCGCUUUGUUAGCCUGCGGAAUCGUCAAUUGCGGCGUGAGAAAUGAAUGCGAUCCUGCCUUGGCUCUACUCUCCGAUUAUGUGUUGCACAACAGCAACACUAUGCGUAUCGGCGCUAUUGUUGGCCUCGGUAUCGCGUACGCUGGCUCCAACAGAGAAGGCGUGUUGGGUUUGUUAACACCAGUCUUGAGUGAUACCAAAUCAAGUUGGGAAGUGUUGGGUAUGACUGGAUUGGCAUUGGGAAUGGUCGCCGCCGGUUCCUGCAACGCUUACGUCACAACGGCGAUUAUGCACACGCUGAUGGAUAAGUCGGAGUCCGAUCUUAAGGAUACAUAUGCGCGUUUUUUGGCACUCGGUUUAGGAUUAUGUUUUCUGGGUAAACAAGAAGCAGCGGAAGCAAUAAUAGCAGCUUUAGAAAUUGUUCAUGAACCAUUCAGAUCGAUGUCGACGACACUAGUAGAAGUCUGUGCGUAUGCUGGUACGGGAAAUGUUCUCAAGAUCCAACACUUGCUGCACAUCUGCUCAGAACACUACGAGUCGAGCAAUGAGAAGGAAGAGAAAAGCGAACGUAAAGAUAAAGAUAAGAAAGAAGAGAAGAAGGAAGACAAGGAGAAGGAUCUGAGCUCCAGGCAGGCUAUCGCCGUCCUUGGCAUUGCCUUGAUUGCCAUGGGAGAGGAAAUCGGCGCCGAGAUGGCUUACAGAACCUUUGGUCACCUACUGCGUUAUUGCGAGCCCGUUAUUCGCCGUUCAGUACCACUCGCCCUGGGUCUCAUCUCGGUAUCAAAUCCGAAAUUAAACAUCUUGGACACGUUGUCCAAAUUCUCGCAUGACAGCGACCCUGAGGUAGCACACAAUGCGAUAUUCGCUAUGGGUUUGGUCGGUGCUGGUACGAAUAACGCGCGAUUAGCCGCCAUGUUGAGACAACUAGCUCAAUUCCACGCAAAAGAUCCUAACAAUCUUUUCAUGGUACGCAUCGCACAAGGUUUGACGCAUCUGGGUAAAGGCACGCUCACUUUAUCGCCUUAUCACAGCGAUAGACAACUACUCAGUCCCGUUGCUCUCGCUGGUCUUCUGUCGACAUUAAUCGGUUUCUUGGACGUGAAAAAUAUUAUUCUCGGGCGUUCGCAUUACCUAUUGUACACGCUGGCUGCUGCAAUGCAACCCAGGAUGCUGGUAACAUUUGAUGAGGAUCUGAAUCCACUGGCUGUGCCAGUUAGAGUCGGGCUUGCUGUCGACGUUGUCGGCCAAGCAGGCAAACCGAAGACUAUCACGGGUUUCCAAACGCAUACCACUCCAGUGUUGUUGGCAUAUGGCGAGAGAGCAGAACUUGCCACUGAGGAAUAUAUACCAUUAACACCGAUUAUGGAAGGUUUUGUAAUCUUAAGAAAGAAUCCGGACUUUAUACCUUAGUCACUGUAAUUCUAUUAAAUAUAUUCUUAUCGAUCAAUGUACUGAACUUCGUACUGAAUUACUUAUAAGAUAGAAUAAUAUAAGUAUUUCAUUAUUCAUUUCGUGAAAGAUAUUCCGCAUAUCUCCUUUUUGUAAGAAUCAAAAUGCGUUCUACAAUAUUUUCGUUAUGUUGCGCAGGAAAAAAUACAAGGCAAUAAUAUUUCUUAUUUAAUAGUAAAAUGCACAGAUUUUAAUAAUAAAAAAUACUGAUACAAUAUGUAUAAAAUCUCGCUCAGUACGAAUUUUGUAUGCAAUAUACAUCGUAAAAAAAUCAAUAUAAAACGGUAUUUUACAUUCUUAGCGAUAACAAUCGGUGAACAUUAACUUUUUUAUAAGUACCAGUCAAGUUGUACACAUGUCACAUGUUAAGUCGUGAUCGCCAUAUCGACAUAAGUCAAGCUUGCACAACUUGCUGAAUAGACAAUCGCGGGCACAUUUUCUCUAAAAAUAGAAGUGGUGCAUAUUAUUGACGAUAGUAGCGAGUAUGUUGGAGUAUUAAUUUAAUUCAGUUGCUACCGAGUUAUCCGACUUGCUGUCUGGAUCAGUCAGUUGUGCAGAUUUGAUACAAAUUACAUUCUAAUGUUUUCUAUAUUUUGCCGCUAUCUUAUUAACUGAAAACUGAGAUAGUCUAUUAUGAUCAUGUUAGUUUGUUAAAGUGUAUGUAUUAAACGAAAUGUCCACAAAUAAAAAUGUAUGUCAAUAAAAUACGUUAAUCGUAAAACUUUA
Solenopsis invicta (red fire ant) is the source of this 3598-nucleotide messenger RNA. RefSeq names its product 26S proteasome non-ATPase regulatory subunit 2 (gene Rpn1). Lineage: Eukaryota; Metazoa; Arthropoda; Insecta; Hymenoptera; Formicidae. The transcript is spliced from 4 exons. Gene Ontology annotation, cellular component: proteasome complex; proteasome regulatory particle, base subcomplex; nucleus. Gene Ontology annotation, biological process: regulation of protein catabolic process; proteasome-mediated ubiquitin-dependent protein catabolic process. Gene Ontology annotation, molecular function: enzyme regulator activity. Bases 152 to 2833 code for a protein of 893 amino acids. The record is from RefSeq and is a predicted model, not a curated record.